AUGGCGGAGGAGGCCCAUCUCGAACUUCUGAAUCAUAAGUUGCAGCUGCAGCAGGUAUAGCCCGAGUCUGGACUGAUUGUGCACUAGGUUGAAGCUGCUUUAGAACUUGAUAAGGAAAAUGAGGAUUUGAUUAAGUUGAAGAAUGAUCUGGAGGAAGUUAUUAAACUGACGAUUGAAUUGAUUGGCAAACCCGAAAAUUCCGAGGAGGUCAAAUGGAAUGUCGGAGAUAUGUGCAUGGCCAUGUGUUCUAGAGAUAAACUGUACGUCUCCUAUCUCCUUAUCUCUUCCUUAGAUUCUACAAGGCAAAGAUCUUGGAGUUCCUUGGCGAGGCCGCCUGCGUGGUUAAUUUCUGCGAGUACGACACUACUGAUGUCUGCCAGGUUAGCCUUGAGUCUCCCUAUUGUUUCGUCCGGGCCUCCUAGACAUGUGUUCUCCUUGUCCAUAAUCUGUUGGGAGACCGACACCAUUUCCUAUUGGAGAGGCACUAUGUUGUCCCUAACACUGUUUUCCGAGAGCUGCAAGUAACUUAUGCAGAAUAUCACUAAUCUAACCAUUCUUGAGCUUAAAUCCACGGGCAGGCGUUGGUCGAGCAAGCCUCGGCUACGUGACUAGAUCAAGUCAUUUAGUGCAUUGCAUGUGUGCGUAUUUCCUAACCAAAUUUCUGCACUCCUACUUCGUGUUUAAUAGAAUUUAUAAAACCAACACCAAGCCGCUCACUGUAAUCACCGCAGCCCGGUUGUCGCCCAUCGUGAGUGGUACCGUGUACGUACACGUUUGACGGGCCCAUCACCUGCAUUCACUUCUUCCCAUUAGUCUUAGAGAAACGGUUUUUCAAAUCUUUUUGGCGAUUGCUUAGCCGUCUGUCAUCGUGCCGUGACGCAAGACGAGGACAACAUACACAAAGGUUCGGGAGUGAUCUCGAAGCCGCAUUAACUAGUUCUGAACGCCCUUCAGUGACCGAAAUCGCAGUCACCUCCUGCUGAAGAGGAAUGGUAUGCAUCUUUGUUUGACCUGACCAGACUAGUCAUUUUUAUUUUUUUUUUCUACCAUUUGGCACCGGUCCCAAUUCAAGGCGCUUUCUGUACGACCUCUGGCUUGGUGAGGUUCACACCCAGGUCUAGGCCCUCGGAGAAAUCCGAGCCUGUUUCGUUUGAAUCUAUAGUUAUCAGCUGAAGAUUUAUGUAAUUUAUCCGACCGCCCCUUGUAUACUUGCGCCAAACAGAGCCUUUGCUUGUUUUAAUUUGCAGUACUUCGCUCCAACUCCCAGAAGGGUUUCUCAUUCUAUCCGUGUUUUUUUCACCGCGGUGUCUAAGGUCUAUCCCUUAUAGUAAUAAUGACCCGUUCGACUGGUCUGCUCUUUGCAUCGCCCGUCAGGAGUCAGGCCCCUUCCUCAGCUAACGUCCUAAAUAACCCAAGCUAGUUUUACAACUGCCGUCUAAUAGAGUAUGUUGGUUGAAUAACUCGCCUCUCGACUCGAUUGUCAUGUUUGAUUUUUAUAAUCGACUUUAGAUUUGCCAUCUAAAGCCACUCACAGGCGUUGCCGCACCCGUGCAGAGGACAAAGUGAGUGUUUGAUUUGUAAGCUAACCAUUCUAGACGUGAAGUAAAGCACCGCGCAAUCGAGAAAAAGAAGUUAAAGAAACUGAAAGUAUCCCAACGCCGAGAAGAGCUAGAAAAAGCCUGUGAACGCGAGAAGAACCAGUGGCUGAACUUCAACAAGAAAAUGGUUAAGACCGGAAAGAUUAGGAAAAGUAUAUUCGCGUCUCCAGAAACCAUCGAUGGCCGUGUGGGAAUCGGUACCUGCGGCAUUGCGGGCCGACCAAUGACGAAGUUUCACACUCACGCCAGAAACGUUCGCAGAUAG
Spirometra erinaceieuropaei is the source of this 1863-nucleotide messenger RNA. The record is from the annotation of a GenBank genome assembly. NCBI's taxonomy places the organism in Eukaryota, Metazoa, Platyhelminthes, Cestoda, Diphyllobothriidea, Diphyllobothriidae.